ACCAUGGGUCUCCUUGGGAUUCCGACAUGGAUGCUGUUCGUCUGCCUGAGCUGGCUCUGUGUGGGUCAAGUGGGGGCGAGGACGCACUACAUGGUAGCCGUUCCUGCAGUCAUAGAAGCAGGAUCUGAGGCCAGAUUCUGUGCAAGUCUCCUGUGGCUCAAUGAAACUACAAGAAUGAUCAUCACUCUGAAUAAGAACACAGUGGAGGCGUCCAACAUCAUCUACGACAAAUGGUCACGCGAAGGGUUCCAUGAAUGCCAUACCUUCCAGGCUCCGAUGGUGUCAAAACAGGAGAUAUAUAAUUUUGAGGUGGAGAUACGAGGAGGAGCAGCAUUUCCCCCCAGACAAGUCAGGAAAAUCAUAUUCAAACGCUACAAACCAUUCACCUUUAUUCAGACAGACAGACCCAUCUAUAGCCCUGGACAAGAAGUGCAAUUCAGAAUCAUGACACUGGACACCAACUUGAGAUCCGUCAGUCAAGUGUACUCAUUCAUCGAAAUAGAGGAUCCGAAAAGCAACUGUAUUGGACAGUGGCAAAACCAGACCUGCAGUAGAAAAGUACUGCAGCUGUCUUACAAACUGAACUCUGAGGCCCAGGAAGGAAUUUACAAUGUUAUUGUGAUAAUUGAAGAGCAAAAAAUAUAUCAUACUUUUAAGGUGGAGAAAUACGUGCUGCCUAAAUUUGACGUCAAAAUAAAUACAUCUGAUGAAGUGUGUGUAACGCAAGAGAAAAUCAAAAUCGAAGUUUGUGCGACAUAUACAUACGGCCAGCCUGUUCCAGAUUACCUUGCAGACACAAGACGAAAAAUGGAAAGAGGGGAAGACUCAACCAGGGCAACAGGAGGCAUUUCACAUGUGCAAAAGCAGAGAAUUGUACUUUCCUAUGAGGAGGGCCGCCUAGAAUUUAUUGAUGUAAAGACGUAUUAUGAGAAGGGAUCAAUUAUCGAAGGAAAAAUUAAAGCAGUUUACUACAACCAAAAGCCUGCAGCUUACAAGAAAGUCUACCUGUUUGAGGGUGAGAGGUGGUCAGCAAAUCUCUACAGUAACCUCACAACAGACAGCCGUGGUAUUGCCAAGUUCCAAUUUAACACGUAUAACUCCACCAGGGACAUCCGCUUGCACGCUAACACCAGACCAUCACUGGGAUACCCCGGCUACAGAAUUCCCUACUUCCAGACUGCAAGUCACCAGUUAUCUUUGCUCAAGACAGCUUCCCCUCAUGAACAAACAAUCAGCUACCUGGAGAUAAAGAGCUUUGAGAAACCAAUUCGAGCUAAUUCAGAAGUGGAAAUCUCUAUCCAUUACACAUUUGUUGGCGAGGGAACCUACUAUGGUUGUGCAGAUGUGGUAUAUUUGAUCUUAGCCAAAGGAAAGAUCGUAAUGCAGGGAUAUGAAAAUGUUGACAUACUUGAAUGUCCAGUGACUGAUGGUAAGGUGACCUUUAAGCUGAAAGUGACUGCAGUUUUUGCUCCAGAGUUCCAAGUUGUGGCAUACGUCGUCCUCCCUAGUCUAACUGUGAUCGCCCACAAAGCUGACUUCCUCACUGAGAAAUUCUUUGCUCAUGAGGUGUUCUUGGACUUUAUGCCUCCAACAGCCACUCCUGGAGAGGUGGUCAGACUGUUGCUGAAGGCUGAGCCGUACUCUCUGUGCGGCCUGACCUCUGUGGACCAAAGUGUCUACAUCAAGGAACCGGGGAAGCCCCUGGACGCAAAUGUGAUAUAUGACUUGUUGCCUCUGAAAAAAGCAACUUCUUUUCCAUAUGAAAUUUUUGAUCCACAAGACUGUGUGCCUGUGAGACCAAAGAGAAGCAUUUUCCCAUUCCCUGGAUACGUCGAAAAAGAUACAUAUAUGGUUUUGAGGAGUGUGGGUCUGAAGAUGGCAACGAGUUUGAUUAUCCGAACACCAGAUUGUCUCAAAUACAAAGGAAAAGAAUACUAUAGUGGACUUUAUUAUCGUAAGACUGACAGCUAUGCUGUACGAAAGCCAGCUUUAGCUGUAAUAGAGCCUGUUGAUGAAGUUUUAUCUACCCCUGGUCCUGAGCUUGCACCAAUAGUGACGAUUCGCAAAUACUUCCCUGAGACUUGGCUGUUUCACUUGGAGGAAGUUGGACCAUAUGGAAAGAAGGAACUGCAGUACACCGUCCCAGACACCGUCACCACCUGGUGGACAGACGCUUUCUGUUUGUCAAAUAAGGGAUUCGGUUUAGCUCCUCGUCACGAGCUGCUCGUCUUCCAGCCAUUCUUCAUCGAUCUCACUCUGCCCUACUCCAUCAUCCGGGGAGAGGCCUUUGAACUGAAAGCAACCGUCUUCAACUUCCACUCCAGCUGCAUCAUGGUCACUGUAACUCCGGCCGCCUCCACAGAUUACACCCUUAAUGUCAACCAUGGAGACAUAUAUACAUUCUGUCUGUGUGGCAAUGAACGGAAGACCGUUCGAUGGUCUUUGACUGCCACUUCCGUCGGAGCUAUAAAUGUAUCAGUGACUGCUCAGGCUGUGUCAUCCCCCUUGAAAUGUGGUCAUGAGGUUGUGACCGUACCAGAGAGAGGUCACAUUGAUGUGAUCACGCGAAGUCUCAUAGUUGAGCCUGAAGGAUGUGAGAUUAUAAAGACCUUCACUUGGCUGCUCCUGGCUAAAGCUGAGGGUGUGACAGAGGAACUGGAAAUAAGCCUCCCAACCAAUAUGAUCCAAGGAUCUGGAACGACAAUAGUAUCUGUUGUGGGAGACAUCAUGGGCCGGACCAUCAAGAACUUGGAGAAGCUGCUGCAGCUGCCAUCUGGAUGUGGGGAGCAGAAUAUUGCGACGCUGGCCCCCGAUGUCUUCAUCCUUAAAUACCUGACAUCCACAAAUCAGCUAACUCUACCCAUCAAAGAAAGGGCUCUCAAAUUCCUGAUAACGGGCUACCAGAGGCAGUUGAACUACAAGCAUCAAGAUGGUUCUUUCAGUGCGUUUGGAACAGGAGAGGGGAACACUUGGCUCACUGCUUUCGUGCUGAAAACGUUCUUCAGCGCAAAAGACUUCAUAUUCAUUGACCCAGAUGUGAUUAAAUUGGCCAGAAUUUGGCUGGAGGGCAAACAGAAAGAAAAUGGAUGCUUCAAAAUGGUGGGAAGGCUGUUCAACAACAAAAUGAAGGGUGGUGUGGAUGAUGAAGUUACUCUCACCGCUUAUAUUACUGCUGGAUUACUGAAGAUGGAUGUGUCCGUCAAUCAUUCUGUGGUGAAGAAAAGCUUGUGUUGCCUCAAGAAAUCCAUCCAUAAUUAUGAAAACACCUACACUAUAGCUAUGUUGGCAUAUGUUUACACCUUGGCAGCAGAUUACGAAGUCAGUGAGCACCUCAUAGACCACCUGGAACGUAUUGCAAUUACACAGGGAGAUUACCUCUACUGGUCACCGGGAAAAGUCACAUCUACCUCUCUAUCUAUUGAAAUUGCUGCCUAUGUACUCCUGACCAAAAUCAGCAAAUUGCGUCAUCCUGAAGACCUCACAUAUGCUUCCCGUAUUGUCAGAUGGCUGAAAACCCAGCAGAACCCUUACGGAGGCUUCUCAUCCACACAGGACACUGUGGUGGCUCUCGAGGCCCUGUCACUCUACAGCUCCCUGGUCUACAAGGCAACAGGUUCAAGCACCGUGACCGUCAGUUACCCCAGGGGUCAUCUGACAUUUGAGGUGAACGAUCACAAUGUCCUGCUUUACCAGGAGAAGGUGGUGAAGAUCGCAGCAGGAACAUACCAUGUGCUUGCGAAAGGCACGAGAACGGUGUCGGUCCAGAUUGUGGUGAAAUACCAUAUUCCAACUCCAAAACGUAAUUCGAAUUACCAAGUUGUUGUCCAGGCAGAAGCUAACUGUGACCACUCAGAUAAUCAACUCAAUCUGACUAUUACUUCCAAAUACACUGCACGUCACGACAGUUCAAACAUGGUAAUCCUGGAUAUCAAACUACUGUCUGGAUUUUUGCUACAGUCCGGAUCUAUGAAGAAGUGUAAUCAGCUGAGUGUCAUCUUCUCACAGCUCAAAAAUGCUCCGUAUGUGGGGAGAGUUGAUACCAAAGGCGAUCACAUUGUUGUGUACUUGAAAGAGCUAAAGAGGAACGAACCUAUCCAGCACAGUUUGCAACUCACACGAUCAAUCAAAGUGGAUGGUAUUAAGCCAGCUGUGGUCAUGUUGUACGACUACUACGACCCAGAAGAAGAGCUUGAUUUCAAAGAAUAUACCUACCCUUGUCAGCCAGGUAACAAUAACACACAGAAACACUAUGAUAUUUAG
Thalassophryne amazonica is the source of this 4260-nucleotide messenger RNA. Its product is annotated as alpha-2-macroglobulin-like. Gene Ontology annotation, cellular component: extracellular region. Lineage: Eukaryota; Metazoa; Chordata; Actinopteri; Batrachoidiformes; Batrachoididae. The record is from RefSeq and is a predicted model, not a curated record. Bases 4 to 4260 code for a protein of 1418 amino acids. Gene Ontology annotation, molecular function: endopeptidase inhibitor activity. The transcript has 35 exons.